UGCAAACACAUGGGUGACUGCCAUUGUCGUCCUCAAUCAUGGACGCUUUGCCCCAUACCUUUUUGUUGGCUUCGUUUGUGUUUUUCAUUCAUCAAACUACUUCCCAGCUGGUUGUCAAUGUCAAAAAUCGCGGAGGAGAUGUCGUGAUUGAAACUAUUCAAGCUAACACUUCAAAUGACGUCGUUCAACUUGAGUUUCAGAACACAGACGGCACGAUUGUGCACCAGCUCAUAGACUACAAAUCCGAGGCACAGAUUUUCCGAGCCCAUGUUUUGUGGGAAGAGGAGCAAGGGUUUUCUCAGUACAAGCCACAAGUUCUAUGUUUUGUUACCCGAUUUAACAAGAAUGAGUUUAUAUCGGCUGAUGCUAUGUCCAAACUCCGACAGAAAAACCCAACAGCCAUCCGUCAGCCAGAGGAAGAGCGGCCGCCAGAGUUACACACGAUGGACACUCAGGUUUUCCAAGACCGUGGGGGUCUUAUCUCCCCAUACCUCACCAAUACCUGUAGUGACUCUGGUGACACCAUAUACACCAAGGAAAGUGACAUCAGACUGUGGGCUAGAGCCCCAGGGAGAGAUGGACUUAUGGGCACUGUCCAGCGACUUUACCCGACCAAAUACCAGCACUGCCACCAGGUCGAGGACGUCACCAAGCCGUGUUUGUGUACAUAUAGCCUCACUGUGGGCUGGUAUCCGUGUGGUCUGAAAUACUGUCGUGGAAAGGAUUCCACUGGCAAAUAUGUCAGCUACCGAUGUGGUAUUAAAACCUGCAAACGACAUCUGUCCUUUGACUUUGUAUCUAAGCAGAAAAUGUUUUGUAUGUGGGAUGAGACCUGAUUCUUGUGUGGUUAAAUGAUGGGCUAUUAAAUGUCAUAUAGACUGGGCCAGGUGAAGUCACUCACAAACUUUAUAACUGUUACAAAUGACUCACCAACACAAUGGUGUUCAUCAUGUUGCACACAAGUAUGUAGAUACUGCUGCAUAUAUGCAAGUAGAGGGUGUGUAACAGUGUAUACUGUAUUGAUGUAUGUUAUGUAGGAUUAUAACAGGGACCAUCAAUACAUACAAGUUAGUCCAGUGUCAUCCGACUAAACGUCAUACAGGGAAGGCUUUAUCACAUUAAGUUAUACAAAUAUAAAUCACAGGUGCUCUUAGACUAGUCUUGUAUGGUUGUAACUAUAUAUACACCUCACAGUCUUUUUAAAAAAGACACGUGUGUGUAGGCCUUUGUGUAUCAGGAUAUGAGCACACAAUGUGUGUAAGCUUUGGGUGUUAGAUGAGUGUACAAAAUGUGUAAACAUAUGUUUCUCUGGAUGAGUGCAAAUAUUGGUGUCUCUGGAUGAGUGCAAACAUUGGUCUCUGGAUGAGUGUACACAAUAUGUAAACGUUAGUGUCUCUUGAUGAGUGUACACAAAGUGUAAAAAUUGGUGUGUCUGGAUGAGUAUACACAAAGUGUAAACGUUAGUGUCUCUGGAUGAGUGUACACAAUGUGUAAAUGUUGGUGUCUCUGGAUGAGUGUACACAAUGUGUAAAUGUUGGUGUCUCUGGAUGAGUGUACACAAUGUGUAAAUGUUGGUGUCUGGAUGAGUGUACACAAUGUGUAAAUGUUGGUGUCUCUGGAUGAAUGUACACAAUGUGUAAACGUUAGUGUCUCUGGAUGAGCGUACACAAUUUGUAAACACUGGUGUCUGGAUGAGUGUACACAAUAUGUAAAUAUUAGUGUCUGGGUCAGUGUACACAGUGUGUAGACGUUGGUGUCUGGGUCAGUGUACACAAUGUGUAAACAUUGGUGUCUCUGGAUGAGUGUACACAAUAUGUAAACAUUGGUGUCUGGAUGACCGUACACAAUGUGUAAAUGUUAGUGUCUGGAUGAGUGUACACAAUGUGUAAAUGUUAGUGUCUGGAUGAGUGUACACAAUGUGUAAACGUUGGUGUCUGGAUGAGUGUACACAAUGUGUAAACAUUGGUGUCUGGAUGAGUGUACACAAUAUGUAAACAUUGGUGUCUGGGUCAGUGUACACAGUGUGUAAACAUUGGUGUCUCUGGAUGACCGUACGCAAUGUGUAAACGUUGGUGUCUGGAUGAGUGUACACAAUGUGUAAACAUUGGUGUCUGGAUGAGUGUACACAAUGUGUAAACGUUGGUGUCUGGAUGAGUGUACACAAUGUGUAAACAUUGGUGUCUGGAUGACCGUACACAAUGUGUAAAUGUUAGUGUCUGGGUCUGUGUACACAAUGUGUAAACAUUGGUGUCUGGGUCAGUGUACACAAUGUGUAAACAUUGGUGUCUCUGGAUGAGUGUACACAAUGUGUUAACAUUAGUGUCUGGAUGAGUGUACACAAUGUGUAAACGUUGGUGUCUGGAUGAGUGUACACAAUGUGUAAACGUUGGUGUCUGAAUGAGUGUACACAAAGUGUAAACAUUGGUGUCUGGAUGAGUGUACACUGUGUAAUAGAGUGUAUUAUAAGAGUGUAUACAACACGUGUGUGUAUGAGUGUAUAAAAUAUGAACCAUGUACUUUUUUAUCAGAGAGUCAGGUAUGAUAAUUAGAUAUCAUUUCUACAGUGCUUUCAUUAGUGAGUAUAACUUUAUAUUGUGUUGUUUAUAAUAUCGGGAUCUUCAGAAUCCAUUUUUACACGUGUUGUGUUAUAUGCUAUUGUUUAAAGCUUUAACUGUACUAUGUACUAAAUUUACGAUUUUAUCAAAUUUUAUCCAAGUAACACAUGUAUAUUAUCAAAAGAAUCAUCAAAACUGAUUAUGCUGUUUAUAACUGUGUCUAGCAGUCUCUCCUGUACAUGUGCUGUAGCUAAUAUGUUGCUGCCCGAGGAUAGCUAGUGCAGUCUAUAAAUCUACAGAAUGAUGUCAAUGUAUUCUGUACAUUGUCAUUUUAAUGUUUUAGUUUUGUUACAUUAUAAUUAUAGAACUUUAUAUCAUGAUAUCUCGAUUAUAUGCAUGAAUAAAAUUUUGAACAAAA
Pecten maximus is the source of this 2973-nucleotide messenger RNA. Its product is annotated as out at first protein-like. Lineage: Eukaryota; Metazoa; Mollusca; Bivalvia; Pectinida; Pectinidae. The transcript is spliced from 4 exons. The coding region runs from base 39 to 836 and encodes 265 amino acids. The record is from RefSeq and is a predicted model, not a curated record.